This is a messenger RNA of Epinephelus lanceolatus (giant grouper), 1190 nucleotides long. It is a transcript of the gene star2, whose product is annotated as steroidogenic acute regulatory protein 2. NCBI's taxonomy places the organism in Eukaryota, Metazoa, Chordata, Actinopteri, Perciformes, Serranidae. Gene Ontology annotation, molecular function: cholesterol binding; cholesterol transfer activity. Gene Ontology annotation, cellular component: mitochondrion. Gene Ontology annotation, biological process: steroid biosynthetic process; intracellular cholesterol transport; regulation of steroid biosynthetic process. The record is from RefSeq and is a predicted model, not a curated record.
AACAGACAACAUGCUGCCUGCUGUUGUAAAGCUCUGCUGUGGAAUCUCCUACCCACACCUGAGGAGUCUGGCGGGACUUCAACGCACAGCUGUGGCAGUGAUAGGCCAGGAGCUAACACACCUGCAGAGAUGGGGACAGGUCCAACAUCACACGAGGACACAUGCUGCAUCAAGGCAUUACGAGCCCAAAUCUGGAGACAUAAAGCCUGCACCACUGCAAGAAGAUCAGCUGUUCUUUGUACAACAAGGCCAAGAAGCAAUGAGGAAGGCUCUCUGUAUGCUGGAGGACGAACAAGGAUGGAAGGUCGAGAUCGCAGAGAGCAACGGGGAUGUGAUUUGCAGCAAAGUGAUGCCAGGAGCUAGGAAGGUCUUCAGGCUGGAGGCGGUGCUGGAGGCCAGUGUGGACGAGCUCUACGAUCUCCUGUUUGUCAGAGUGGAGGAGAUGCACCAGUGGAACCCAAGCAUACAUCAUAUUAAAAUUCUGAAGCGUGUUGGACCCGAAACGAUCAUCACUCAUGAAGUUUCAACCCAGACAGCGGGAAACAUGAUUGGCCAGAGGGACUUCCUGAGUGUCAGACACAGUUGCAAACAAAAGUCCAGCGUUUAUCUUGGAGGAGCAGCAAUUCAGCUGGAGUCCUUCCCACCUCAGGCAGGCUACGUAAGAGCCGAGGAUGGACCAACCUGCAUCGUCAUUCAGCCUCUGGACGAGGAUUCGGGAAAAAGCCGCGUCACAUGGCUUCUUAACAUGGACAUAAAGGGGUGGCUGCCAAAGUCCAUUGUCAAUCAGGCUUUGCCCAGAGCACAGCUGGAUUUCACCAAACACCUCCGAAGACGCCUCACAGCGAGCACCACCCUGAGCUGAGUGUGAAGCAGCACUCUGUCAUUACUCACAGGGGAACACUGGGAGAUGGAGGAACUGUGACAGCCCGGCCGCUUGGCAGACGGCUGCCCUUUCAGCGAGAGUAGAAACGCUGCUCGGAGGAGACACUGGCAGACACCAUUGUCAGCAGCCCAGUGUCGGCCUGCCAGAAGGACGCUGGCUUGUAAUAGGAAUUAAUAUCACAGUGUGCCACUCAGGCCUCAAGAUUCCCUGAUUGGGAGUCAGCGCUUGUCUAUUGACACAUGGCUCACUGAAUAUGAUUGGAGAACAUUAAUAAAAUCUUUGAAUGUGCCUUUUUCUUGCCUGAGUC